GACAGAUAAAGCUUUAUUUUGGAGGUAUUUAUUCACCGCUGGGAUUUUUAUUUUUUUUUGCUAUGCCAAAAUAUAACUUAUAGUGGGAUUGCAGCGGGCAUUCUGACACUGGGGGGAACUGACUUGGUGUCACUGACAACCCCAGUGACACCAAUACAGUGAUCAGUGCUAAUAAAAAGCACUGACACUGUAUUAAUGGCACUGGGUAGGAAGGGGUUAACAUCUGGGGCGAUCAAAGGGUUAACUGUGUGCUGUUUCACUGUCUGCUGUGUCUGUGCUUUACACUGCAAGCACACAGCUUUGUAUGGCUGUGCUAUUCACAGCCACACAAAGCAGUGUGCAGGAGCUGAC
This is a messenger RNA of Staurois parvus, 351 nucleotides long. The record is from the annotation of a GenBank genome assembly. Lineage: Eukaryota; Metazoa; Chordata; Amphibia; Anura; Ranidae.